Alosa alosa (allis shad) is the source of this 3496-nucleotide messenger RNA. RefSeq lists its product as uncharacterized. Gene Ontology annotation, molecular function: ATP binding; protein binding; ATP hydrolysis activity. The transcript has 19 exons. NCBI's taxonomy places the organism in Eukaryota, Metazoa, Chordata, Actinopteri, Clupeiformes, Clupeidae. The record is from RefSeq and is a predicted model, not a curated record. The coding region runs from base 136 to 2604 and encodes 822 amino acids.
AUCCAAGGAGACGACGUUCACUCGUUUACUGUUGAGGAGUUUUUCUUUUAGUGUUGCUACAUAAAACAGCUUUAAAUCAAAAGGAGGCAACCAGCGCUUUAUCAAAGGUGUUUUUGUUAGCUGUCGAGACUGGCCAUGUCUCACAGCACGUACAAUAAACUCUGGGCUGAUGCCCAUUUUGAGCUGAAUAGCCUGCUAAUUCAGGAGCUCCCUGCCCAACCAGCACGUCCGGAGAAGGACAGAGUGGUCUUCUACCAACGUCUGGCUACUCUGUAUGUGCGUUAUGUUCAAAUUUUUAGACGCAUUGAAGAGGCCUAUGACCAGAUCACACACCCUCAGAAAAAACGCGUGAUUCGUCAAGUCCUUGAUGGUGUAAUGGGUCGGGUGGUGGAACUAAAAAAUGAGAUGGUGGAGAAAGAGUUUUCUGAGUAUCACUACAUGGAUGAUGUCAUUCAAGACUUAAAACUGACACCUGAAGCCAUUGAGAUUCCCAUUCCGAAAUAUUUCAUAAGUGAACGGAAAAAAGUGCUGCAGGACAGAGCUAAGAUGCUCUCCGACAUCCUGGACAUAAUGGGAGUGGUGGACAACCAUAAACCCAUAAGAGACCAGACCCUGAGCCUGGAGGAGGCCAUUAGGGUGAUCCAGGUUGCCGAGAGGGCCAGGCAGGGCAGACUGCGUGCCAAGUUUAUGAGACAGAUCCAGCGCGAUGAGGAACGGCAGAGGAGGGCCAAGGACCGGAACCUGGGCGCAGACGCCAUCGACCAGGCGGUUGUUCGAAUUCAGAAGGUGUGGAAAGGUUUUGUGCAAAGGAAGAAAACCAAGAGGGAACGUGAAGAGGAGAUGAUAUUUUUGGGCAUGGUCAUGGGUGCACAGACGAAUCAGCCAUGUAGCUAUGCCGCUGCGGUGUACGGCAACAAGGCCCGGCGGCGGCAAAAGCAGAACGAGUACGAGGAGGACUACCUCAAAGCCAUCACCACCAUAACAGACAAGAUCCGAGACCUGGAGGGCCCUGACAUCAAGGAGACCAUGAAAGACCAGAUUCGCCAGUGGUUCAUUGAAUGCCACGAUGCAACAGGCUCCUUUCCUGACUACCCAGAGGAGGAAGAUGGAGGCUCGGCUCUUAUUUUUGCUGAGAAAACUCCACAGCAGUUAAUGGAGGAGCUGGCGGCAAAAGAGGAAGAGGAUGCCAACAAAAAGCCCAAGGGAAAGGAGGAAAAGAAGGAUAAAGCAAAGAAAGACAAGGGAAAAGGCGGAGAAGAGGAGGAAGAGCCGGGGUUGAAGAUGCUGCCGUCGGCUUUUCUGGAAGACCUUGAAGCUGGACAGAAAACUUAUAAUGAAGUGUGGCAGAAUCGGGACGAGUCCAAAAACUUCAGCCAGAGGCACGAGGGGGAGCUCAUCAAAGAGGAGAAGAGGAAGGAGGUGGAGGCAGAGAUCCGACUCCAGGUGGAUGAGCUGAUGAGACAGGAACUGGCUAAUUGGAAGUUGGCUGUGGACAAAGACAAGGGUGGCAAGGCCAAGGGAAAUGCCAAGAAAAAGAAAGGAGCUAAAAGUGCCAAGAAGAAAAAGAAAGACAAGGACUUGACAGCAGAUAGGACUAUGGAGUCCUUGUUUCAGGAGCUAGUGCAGCAGGGGCUCCUGAAGCAGGCAGAUGAUGUCAAACUUAAGAACUAUUUAGGAGACUAUAGUUACUUGGGAACAACACUAAGGCAGUCAGACAUCGAGCCCAUGCCAUCUCUAUCAGAUGUGCGUCAGCUUAUGGCCCUCUAUGGGAUACUACCGCUGGGCUCUCAGAUAGUGCAUGAGAAGGCGCCCCUGAUCAAGGCCAUGCUUCUUGCAGGACCUGCAGGUGUGGGCAAGAAGAUGUUGGUGCAUGCAAUUUGCAAAGAGACUGGUGCCAACCUGUUUGACCUUUCACCUCUCAACCUGGUGGGGAAAUACCCAGGCAAGAGUGGCCUGCAGAUGAUGCUUCAUAUGGUGUUUAAGGUGGCACGAGCCUUGCAGCCCUCAGUUGUAUGGAUAGGAGACGCUGAAAAGAUGUUUUAUAAGAAAGUGCCUAAGGAGGAAAAAGAGUUAGAUCCUAAGCGUUUGAAGAAGGACUUGCCAAAGAUCCUGAAAACCAUCAAAGGAGAAGAUCGAGUCCUCAUCAUUGGGACAACUCGAGAGCCAUUCAAUGCAGAUAUAAAAGCCCUCAGUAAGGUCUACAGCAAGAUCAUCCUCAUUCCACGCCCAGACUAUGCAUCCAGAUAUAUGAUAUGGCGACAGCUCAUUGAGAACCACGGUGGCCAGGUGACCAGUACCCUGGACUUCAGCUCGCUGGCAAAGAUCUCUGACGGUUACACGCAAGGUCACAUGGUGCAGGUGGUGCGUAGCAUUCUGACGGAGCGGCGCAUCCAGCAGCAGGCCAAGAGGCCCCUGAUGGCCGCGGAGUUCAUCACCCCACUUGCCAAAAUCGACCCCGUGUUCCAGGAUGAGGAGGAGGCUCUAAAAGCUUGGUAUGCGAAGACUCCCCUGGGUAAGAAGCGAGCCAAGGCGGCCUCUGGAAAAGAGGGGGAGGAAGAGGCGCCAGCCAAGGGAGGCAAAGAUGCCAAGAAGAAGAAGAAAUAACUCAAUCCGCACCUUCAUAACACCAGCUCAGAGCGCUGUGGAUAUCGGCGAGAGAGAGAGAAAAUAAACACACUUCUAGUAUUUUUUGCAGAAGCUUUGGUGGACUGCAUAAAUUAAUUUUAAAUAUCAUGUCUAAAUGUUCAGCUAUUGCUGACAGCAUUGUCCAAAAUGUGAAGCCGUGUUAUUAAUCAGAGUGGGGAAUUUCCACAUGGAGUUAAUGAGCAGGCCUAUUUUGCUGACCGACUAAAGCCAGUGCAGUAAUUGAAGUCUAUUAAUGGGUCUGCACCACGGCCUGUGUCUAAAGAGAGUCACUGCUGUAUAUAUGAGAGGGUGCAAACUCUCCUCCCAUGAACAAGGUCACAUGGCUCACCUGGUGGUGUCAUCAUACUGUCUGUCUAUGCAUCAUGAAGUCAUCGGACUUCCUGAAAAUAAGUUUGUGGAGAAAAGACUAUUUCAUCACUGAUGUGUCAUCUGAACCGGGAUGUAUACAAACAUGUAUGGAAUAUGCAUGUGAUGUAUAUGAUAUGAUGCAUGAAUGCUGAUGAAAUAUUCUAUGGCGAUGGAGGUAUUGCAAUCCUGUAUGGUUGCUGACCUUGUUUUAGGUGAAGUUGUUUGUCGGUCACCGCUUCAGAUUCCAUUCUUUAAGAUGUGUUGAAUUCAUGUUUGGUUGUCGUUGGUAACAUCACACAGGGCGUCAUGGGAACUGAUGUGCUCGCAUGAAUAAAUCUGCCUCUUUUAAAGAAAGAUGGACGUGUUGACGCUACACAGGAGGUGCCGGAUCGCAGGAUGUGCCGAAUCGCAGAAUGCGCUAGAUCACAUCACUUAAAAUCGGAACAGUCUGUAUUGUAGGAAACUUCUUUUCCAACCCUUUUUAUUUAUUUAUUCCUAUCAU